CCUCCGCGAUACGGCCAGCUAUCGGCCGCGACACGACGUGGUUUAGUAGCAAGCGUGCGCUCGCCGGCUCGACACACGCGCUCGCACGCUGCGUGCGAUUCACGAUUUGAUAUUAUCCGCGUGCAGAACGCUAACAUUUUAUUAUUUUUUAUUUUAUACGACGGAAGUUUCCGAAAUCAAAAAACUAGCGAUUUGUGUUUGUGUCCUGCCUGCCACUCCAAGGAAAUCGUCAUCUCAACAUCGUCUCCGCUUCUUUUUCUAAGACAUGUGACUGGUACAAAUCAGCUGGGAAAACUAUUUAUUAAUUUCACCACCCACAUUUGUUACAACUGCUACAACUGUUUUAAUUUGCGACAUAUGUUCACCGCGUGUGUAACCGAAGACGCAAGUUGUGUGUGUGCGCUGGAAACCGCGUUGUGAUCACUAUCGAGAUACAACCCACGAAGCGGAUAUCAAGAUAUCAAGUCUUGGGUCGUUGAUUGAGUUUUGCUUCACCUCUACGUCGUCGCCGCACCGCCAGCCUGCAAGGAAGGAAGUGCACAGCGAGAGUAUUAAGCCGUCAAACUGCUUUCCCUAGUGUAUCCAUCGCAGCAUGCUCAUAGCGGCACGGGCCGCAAGCAGGAAGAAAUUUCACAAGGGUCCGCGGCCCUCAGCCGCCACGCGCUAAUGACUAUGGCCGAGACUGCUCUGGAACCCUCGCAUGAUAAAACGCAUAACAACAAUCAUGUCUUCGCGGCGAAUCACAAUCGACCCGUGGGCAAGGAGAAGAAAAGGAAGCGGCUCAGUCAGGUGCUGGAUAAGCUCACGGGCGGCGCCGGCGUUGGAAACUGCAAUGCGGCGCCGACACUCAACAACAAUGUCCAGCACAUUAACAACAACAUCAAGCAAGAAGACGAGCGCGCAAUGCUGAAUCACAAACCGCACAUGACGGACGUGUUCCGAUACGACACUGCGAUGGAUAAAGAUCGUUUUCCACAAGCGGGUAGUGAGGAUGAGGAUGUCUUCAGUCCAGCGAGCAGCAGCAACAAAUCUCCGCACAGUUCCACAGAAUCUCCUAAGAUCAGCCUGAGUAUCAGCCCGCUGAGGCUCAAAGAAGAAGAGUCCAGCAUAAGUCCGCCAUUACACAAAGCGCCGUGCUCAUGUUAUAAUUGCAUGAUCGGCGUGGGUCACCAUCACCCACCGUCAGUGCAUCCUUGCGAUCGUUUCUUCCCUGCCAGCCCCAUUUCACCCUUGACUGCCUCUUCGCCCGCGCCUCCGCCGUACAACUUCGAACGUUACUUUCACACCAAGUACCUGCCAGACAUUUUCCGCCGACGGAGCCAUUCUGACUCGGACCUGCCGCUCUGGUUCACCGCUAAAGCGGAACGAGCAAGCGCGCCAAUGGGCUGGCCCCAUCCACUCACGAUAUCCACCGGCAAGUUGGAACCCGAAGCACCUAGUCCACAAGAAUUUCCAUUAGACUUAUCAUUGAAGACGCGUCUGCGCGGUCUGAUGCAGACGCCCAUGCAGACUAUGACACCGUCCGGCUUUCUGCCGCCGCGCUCCACUGCCGGAGCUGUCCAAGUACCUGUAGUCAAGGGCGAUGUGGCGUCGCCUACCACCAAGGAAUCAGUCGCUUCUAGAUAUAACCUGGAGGUACAUCCCGUGGUUGAGGAGAUGCCGCCCGGUUCUGACGUCGCGUUUGUUUGUCCCAUUUGUGGCCAAAUGUUCAGCUUACAUGAUCGACUUGCAAAGCACAUGGCGUCACGACAUAAGAGCCGCCAGAAUUCAGGCGAUAGCACCGCAAAGGCGUACCUUUGCGAGGUAUGUCAGCGGUCCUUUGCGCGCAGCGACAUGCUCACCCGCCACAUGCGACUGCACACGGGCGUCAAACCGUACACGUGCCGCGUGUGCGGGCAGGUCUUCUCGCGCUCCGAUCACCUCUCCACUCAUCAACGCACCCACACCGGCGAGAAGCCCUACAAGUGUCCACAAUGCCCCUACGCCGCCUGCCGCCGCGACAUGAUCACGCGGCACAUGCGAACGCAUGCGAGAUACGAGCCGGAUAACGUGCUCGUCAAAGCCGAACCGAUUAAGACCGAAUGAGGCGGCGAUGAUGACGAUGUACUCUUUGCUCGUGAUACGCGCGCAUCGCAACUGCUUUGCCCAAGAAGAGACACGCGAAAUUUCAAUACGAAACAAAAAUGAAAGAAAGAAUUGGUUGUGAAUUAAAAGUUAAAUCAGCUCCGCGAAGUGGAGUGCGUUGUAUUAUCUCGUUAAAAUGUUGAUAACAUGGAAUUAUUAAUAAUCGCAUUGCGGAAAGUGUCAGGUUACAGUUGCAUGUGGCUUUAUCAUGUCCUUUUAGGAUCUCAUAUCAUUCCAUCUCACGAACAUAUAAUAUCACUCGAGAACCCCAUGGUGAAGCAGAACGAUUAAAGUAAAGAAAAAGUAUUUAUAUAUCUGUGUAUCUUACUGUGCCAAAAAUUCGUUAAAAUUAGGGCAGGACAAAAAGGGGGUUUGAUGAAAAACUUGAAUUUCUGAACUCUAGACAUUAAUUAAAUUUAAAAUGAAACACAAAUUUUAAAAAUGACACGUGAUGCUGUGAUAUUUGUAAAUGUAAAGGGAAAACGUUGGUGUUUAUUUCGUACAAUUUAUAAGAAGUCGACUACUACUUAACGGCGAGAGGAAUCGCGCUAUGUAUAACACUAGAAGUAUAAAACGAUAAGCAUGAAGAGGGAUAUUUUACUACUGCAGAAACACGAGGUCUGAGUAAGCUCUAUUGCUAUUUUUGAUACGAAAAGACUCUUUACGGGAACCAUGACAACAUGGCAAGAUAGUUUUAAACUAGCCGAUUCAAUUUAUGUUUGAUCGUUAAAUUUGUUAGUCGGGCAUUAGAUCAACAUAAUUCAACUCAUUCAAAAUGUGCCACUAAAAUUGGUUAGAUCAUGCAACAGAACAAGCACGAACGAAGCUCACUGAAUUCGGUGGUAGGACGUACGUCUUUUCACAACUACAAUGCAACAAAGACAAGACAAAUAAGUAUAUUGUAUGUUAAGUUCGUAAUUACUCAGCAGUAAUGUUUAGUUUUCUUUGAUCUACACUUACUGAUUUACAGUCUGUUAUACUCUGAAUCUCAGUUACACAUCUGUCUCAAACGCAAAUCGAGGAACGUGUUCAAAACAUGCUAGUUUUUAAUAAUUUAUUACUUAAAAUUAAAUGCAUGCGCAUUGUUAUAAACUAAUUCAGUUUCAAUUAACUUAUUUAUAAUUAAUUUAACUAUCAUUAUUACUUAUUUGUAUGUAUUCAGUUUUAUUUUUUAUAUUUUGAAUGUAUAAAUAUUUAUUUCGUUGGUUUUUUUUAUUUUGUAUUUAAUAGUUUCAUAAUGAAAGAGAUGUUUUCCUUUUCUAAAAAGUGAUUUAGAUUUAAUCAAUUUAGUAUUGAUGUAACUUGUACAUAAUCGAUCCGAACGCGAUCAUUAUUAGCUACUUAAUUUUUUAGUAUUCUUUGUUUAUUACUAUUAAUAUUAUUCAUUAUUCAUUUUCAUGUUUAUUUAACUUAACUCAUAAUAUUAUUAAAUUAAUAUUUUGUAAGCAAAUGAUCGAAACGGAGGAAAAAUUAUCGAAAUUUUGUUAAACGACACGCUGGAGGUUCCAAUGUUUUAUUUUUAUUAUUAUUUUUGCUCAGUGUUUUGUUAUUUAAAUGUCUUUUGACGAAAGAUGAACGAUGAACGAAUAAAAAACUUUUGUUUUAA
Molecule: messenger RNA, 3730 nt
Organism: Dalotia coriaria
Lineage: Eukaryota; Metazoa; Arthropoda; Insecta; Coleoptera; Staphylinidae
Product: early growth response protein 1-like
Source: RefSeq, a predicted model, not a curated record